UUCAUUUCUUCUAAGCAGAAAUGCAUGACAAAGUUCAGCGAAGAGUUGGGUACUGAUAUUAAAACAUGUUCCUCCAUAUUGGAUCUGCAGAGCAGUGGAGCAAAUGGUUCUGAAUAAGUGGUUACAAUAAAACUUGGCACAGCUUGGUGUUAUGCUUCUCGCCUCCUGGUUGACGACGUCACUGCUGACGAUCGGAGGUUUCAUUGAAGUUGAUCAGAACAUUUUCCUAUUGACUGACAGUAGUCUUUUUGGGAUCAUGCCAGGGUUAAGGCAUUGGGAUACCAAAUUCAGAAGUACUUGAUUCUGCUGCUCUCUCUGGAAGGAAACUACUCCAUAUGUGGAGAGCACAUUUACUCUGUAUAUGGAUUUUUGAACCUUAGGAGAUGAAGUGCUGGUACCCCUGUUGCUCUAGUGAAAGGCGUGUUGUACAGUCUUAAUUUUGGAUGGCAGCAGAGAAGAAAAAUGGCUUUCAUUGUUGUAGAAAUCGUAACUAUUGAACUUGGUGGAUUUCCAAAUGUAACAAGGAAAGGAGCAGAAAAAAUACAUGGGUAAGUUCUGUGUGGUGAUGAAUGAGGGGAAACUGGAUUCAUUUUUGAAAUAAAAAAUCCAUCUAAAAUGUGCUAUUGAUAGCCCACAUACAUAAACAGUUACUAUAGCAUUCGUGGCCAAUGAUGUGUCUUGCCGAUGAAGAGUUUUUUCCAGUAUUUUGCAUUCAUUUACAGCCAACUAUGAAAUGUUCAUUUUUUCACAUUCUUAAUUUGUAUUUGGAGGUCUUAAUUUGACAGUAGAAACUUUGGCAAAUGGAUCAUUUCAGAUGGUCUUCUGCCUGGCCUGCCUAUUUGCUUAAUAGUGAGAGCACCCUAAACAGAGUGUGAUGUGAAUUGCUCUUGUUUAAAUGUUCUUUAUCUUCAACAAAGCAAACCUUACUUAGAAAAAUUCUGAAAAAGUCAUAUUGGACAAUGAAAAGUGAUUUCGGACAAAGAUUUGCUUUUGUGCUAGCAAAUUGUAUAAAACAUUGUAUUUUUUUAAAUUAAGGCUAAAAAUAAAGAACUCAUGAAUAAAACUCCAAAGUAUGGCUGGUCCGAGGAGGAGCAGAUGUAAUUGUAUCAGAGGAGCAUUCAGUAUCCUUAGCAGCAGCGGUGUGAAGAGGAGACGGAGAUGCGCGUUCUUUUGUACCAAGUUUUUAGAUAUUUACUGUGGUUGCUCAGAAGAUGGAUCGCUUCACGCAGACUGCAGUAUGAAUUUCACUAAGGGUGAACAUCAGAAAGGAAUUAAACCUCUACUGAUGCACAGCAUGCCAGAGGCAGUAGAUUUGGGAGAUGUUUCCCAUUUAGAAGAUCCACAACUUAUUCUUACACCUGGAAUCUCAGUCCUGCCAGUUACAGAGUCCCACAGUGAUACUUACAUGGAACUGGAAGAUGAUUUUCAAACACCAGUGGAAAUAAUUGGUAAGGAGACAGCUGCUUUUCCAUCAAAAUCAGUGGAACUGUAUGAACUGCCUCAGAAAUCUGGAACUACUGCAGAGUCCGAAUGGCCCCGGAUACCUGAAUGCCCUUUACCCAUGGAGAUCGAGCCUUCAAGAUCUGUGGGAUUUCUGGAGAACUCUAUCACAGCUGUUCUGCUACCAGAGUGGGACAGUGACAUGUGUAUUGAACAAAGAGCAAAUGUUUCCAAUUCUAGAAUGCACUGGUGAAAAAUUAAGGAAAAAAACCUUCAUGUGCCCUAAAGUAAGGAUGGCAAUAAUAAUAAUAAUAUUCACAAUACUUGGUCCUGUCAUUAAUGUACUGUGAAAUUUCUGAAGUUAUGCUAAGGUUCCUUUAUGCAGUGGUUGAAGUUGUGUAGUAGAAUUAAAACUGUUACAGAUAGGGCUGGGUCCUGCUUACUUCAUGAAAGCCCGUGGUAGAUCCAUGCUGAAUCUAGGCAAUUAUAAUUAAGGGACCUGAAAAGUUUAGAUGAUUAAGAAGGACAAAGUCCUUCUCACUGUCCCAAUUAUUGCUGUCUGUCUUAGGAUCUUAAAAGAAGUGCUGGUUGAUGGGGUUGGAAAGGCAAGGCUUCUGGGAAGAGCCACCCCCUCCUUCAGACUUCCUGUUUUCUUUCUGGGGAAACAGGAGCUCAGGUUCAGCUAGAUAUGGAAAUACUGCCCCUUUUUUUUCUUUUUUUUUUCUUUUUUUUUUUAAUUAAGUGUAACAGAGUGGAUGAUGUGUUGAUGUAUGGCUGGGAUAUUCUUGUUGCCUUCUCUUGCAGGAUGUUACUGAGGCGCAUCUUUAUAGUGUGCUGACUAUUGCUCAUUUUCUUCAGGUUCUUCAGUGGAUGAGCUACACAGUUUGCCAUGCUAAUCCCUUCUGGAGCUAAUAAUUUAAAUGCAUUUGCUAUGCUUUAUCAGUUUGGAACAAUAUGCUUGAUUUUAGUCAUUUUCUAAAAGUGUAGGUACUAGUUUUGGUCAGAGCUUAUGUAGGUUGAGGCAGAUCUGAAAAUGAAACAUUAAGGAAUUAAGAAA
Messenger RNA from Harpia harpyja (harpy eagle), 2497 nucleotides. RefSeq lists its product as uncharacterized. The coding region runs from base 1073 to 1693 and encodes 206 amino acids. The record is from RefSeq and is a predicted model, not a curated record. The transcript has 2 exons. Lineage: Eukaryota; Metazoa; Chordata; Aves; Accipitriformes; Accipitridae.